This is a messenger RNA of Diabrotica virgifera virgifera (western corn rootworm), 857 nucleotides long. RefSeq names its product NPC intracellular cholesterol transporter 2. The transcript has 4 exons. Gene Ontology annotation, molecular function: sterol binding. Gene Ontology annotation, biological process: sterol transport. Bases 222 to 716 code for a protein of 164 amino acids. The record is from RefSeq and is a predicted model, not a curated record. Lineage: Eukaryota; Metazoa; Arthropoda; Insecta; Coleoptera; Chrysomelidae.
GCAAAGUUCAUGAUUCAACAUUAAACUGGUGAUAAUAUUGUUUACUGUAUUAUCAUUUAUUCUGAUUUUGAACAACAUAUGGCGAAAGCCAUUAACACUCAUUUCAGUUUGUUUAGAAACAAAACAAAGCUUUAGUCAGUGGGUUUACUCGUAUUUGACGUUCUUCGAUCAUAUUCUGCUAUUAAUUGGUUGGUCGCUUGGCAUUUUUUUUUCUCUUCAAAAUGGAAUCAAAAACAGUAUUAUUAAAUGUGGUGUUCCUAAUUUCCAUUUUAAGUGUAUCGCAGUGUUUAGUGAAUAAUUUAAAGGCUAGCGAUUGUGGAUCUGAGGAUGGAAGUAUCAUUAACAUUGACGUAUCUGGGUGUGAGGGAAAGGACAUAUGUCCCUUACAAUUAGGCACAAACGUCACGAUGGUGGCAACGUUUACAUCAGACGUAACGUCAAAAUCUUUAACAGUUUUUGCUUACGGUAAAAUUGGUAUAUUUAGAAAAAAAUUUAAACUGCCAAACUCAAAUGCUUGUGAUAAUGAUGUGUCUUGUCCUACAAGUCCUAAUCAAACCUAUAACUAUACUCUCACGAUUUUCAUUGAGAAAAACUAUCCAAAGAUUCCAGUAGAUGUCGAAUUACAUCUGAAAGAUGACAGCAAUAAAGAUGUUUUCUGCGCUCUAAUACCAUGCCAUAUCGUUGAAGCUCUACCCGUUGUUGUACAAAUUAUUUAGAUUCUAAGAAAGAGAGAUAUUUUGGAAACAAUCUUGUAAUAUAUUCGACUAUGUUUUUAUGUAUGCGUUUUAUGAUAACACAGAUUGUGUGUUUUUAAUUUAUAAUUUAGGAAUUUAUUAUAAAAAAUAAUUUCAAAAGUC